AUGUUCAGCCUUUUUUCUAAGGCGCUCUCCUACUUCUGGAGACGUGCAGGUGACGAGGAAGGAGAAGAUGAGAGAUGGGCGGCCGCAGGUCAUAAAGAAUUAAAAACUGUACAAGGAGUAGUGACAAGAUUUUGCCAUGAUUAUGGGAUGAUAGAUGACAUGAUAAUCUUCACAAAGGAUGCUGUUACAAAAAAUAUGCCGCUGACUGUUGGACAGGAAGUUACUGCCACUGUUGAAGAGGAUAAAACAUCGGGUGGCUUGAAGGCCAUCAGGGUAGACGCAGUCCAGAAUUCAUGGGGAGAAUCCAAUCCUACUUGUGAUGCUUCUGAACUAAAUAUGAAAAUAUUAAUUGGCAACAUUACCUCUCUCUCUAAGGAUGGUGGCUAUAUUAAUCAGAAUACUUUUUUUGCAAUGGAAGACGUCUGUGAAGGUUUCACACCUUGUGAAGGUGACUGGGUGCAAGCGAAAUAUUUUAUUAACCCGACAACAUGGAACAGUGAAGCAGUUGCUGUAAAGCCUUUGAGAUAUAAGCGAGUAGACAAGGUUCGCAUUUCCAGCAUCUGUGGAAGAAGUGGUACAGUAGAUGAGAGUAUAUUUUUCACUUUGGAUUCACUGAGACUUCCUGAUGGCUAUUCACCUUGUAGACAUGAUCUAGUGAACACGGUUGUGGUGGAGAGCAAUCAGUCGUGUUAUAUUUGGAGAGCUCUCUGCUUGGUGCCAGUCAGCCAGGAUGGACAAUCUCACUCUAAUGCAGUCAAUCUGGAUGAGCCUUAUGAAGACCUAAUGAGAGACAAAGGAGAGUUGGAAGUAUCAAGAAUGACUAAUUUUGGAACUCUGAAGCAGGGAGAAUCUAAAAGAAUGAUCAUUUGGAUAGAGAAUAAAGGGAGUGUACCACAGUCCUUAAUCAGCUGCAGAUUAGCUGGAUGGGUGAAAGACAAGCAAUUCAGUUUUCAGAUUCCUCAAAAAUGUGACAACAGUCCAGAAGCAUAUCUGUCAUCUUUUCCAAUAAAUCAAGAAGACCUCUCAAAAGCUGCAAUUAAUUCAUAUAACGACAGUGGAGGAACAACAUAUGAGUCAUUGAAUAAUACAUCCAUUAUGAAGAACAGAGUCAUUCCAGAAGAAAUUAAUUCUCAGGAUACAAAUUUAUCAAGGACAAAAGAAAACUUUUCCUUGGUGAAAGAUGAAAAUCUACAUAAUGGAGAAAAUGAGCAAAGAGAAGAUAUGGAACAACCAAUAAAGCAUGUCAAUAUUACUGGAGAAAUUGUCAUACCACCAGGUGGAAAAACAUUCACAGUGAUCAUAUGCACAGCUGUAAAUCCUGGAUACAGUAAAGAACUCCUGUUGCUUGGUUUUUCUGAUUUUACUGUUGGACGCUAUAUUGAAGCCACUGUAACAAAUGAAGAAGAAUUACUAAUAGCACCUGUGGAACCAUUUUCUCCAAGAAAGCCUAAAAUUAUUGCAGAACCUCAGCCAAGGAAGACAACAGUGGUUGCUCCUAAGUACAGAAGAAAUCACAGAAAGCAGUUGCCAAGCUUUCUCCCGCGUUAUACCAUACCAGAUGAGUUAAGAAAAUGUGUGGAGCAGAAGUUAGACAUACUGACCUUUCAGCCUCUCCUAGCAGAGCAUCUUAAUCUAGAUAAUUACAAAGCAAACUUUUCUACUCUCUUGUGGCUUGAAGAGAUCCAUGCCGAAAUAGAGAUAAAAGACUUUAACAUGAGUGGGGUUACUUUGAAAAGGAAUGGGAACUUGUUAGUGUUGGAAGUGCCAGGACUGGAAGAGGGCAGACCUCACCUGAUUACAGGUGAUAAGGUGAUACUGAAAAGUCAGGUCUACUCUGAGCAUAUAAUAGAGUAUGUUGCCUAUAUUACUGAGAUAUGUAAUGAAGAUGUUACUCUUAAAUUUAAUGCAGACUUUGAACAGGCUUACAACUUGGAACCCAUGGAUGUGGAAUUUGUUCACUGCAGGAUUACUAGCAGGCGAUGCCAGUUGGCAGUUGAGCAAGCUAUCUACCUGGGUGAAAAAGUGUUAUUUCCGGAAAGGCUUGUGUUACAAUCACCACAAGCUAUCAAGACCCAGAAUGCUACUGAAUAUUGUGUUGCUGAUGAUGGCCUUGAACAAUGUUCCCAGCUGGAAAGUAAGGUCAAAAAACUGCAGAACAAAAAGGCAAAAUGCAUGGCAUCAAGGGAGAUGAACAUAACAGAUGUGAUGGGAGUAGCUGCACAAACAAGCCAACUUGUUGGUGAAACUGUGACACUUAAACAGAGAGCUGGUGAAUUUUUCAAUCCUAUGCUGAAUGAGCAACAGAAACUGGCAGUGAAAAGGAUACUGAGUGGCGAAUGUCGUCCAACACCUUAUGUUCUCUUUGGACCACCAGGAACUGGAAAAACCUUAACAGUAAUUGAAGCUAUUUUACAGAUACAUUAUACUCUACCAGAUAGUCGAAUUUUGGUUUGUGCGCCAUCAAAUGCUGCAACAGAUCUGAUUUGCUUGCGGCUGCAUCAAAGCAAUCUGUUAAAACCGGGAGCUAUGGUCCGAGUUAACGCUACCUUCAGGUCAGCAGAGCAAAUUGAUGACAUGGUGAAACCUUACUGCAAAGAUGGUGAUGAUAUUCGGAAAGCGUCGUGGUUCAGGAUAAUAAUUACCACAUGCAGCAGUGCAGGAAUGUUUUAUCAAACAGAAAUACGGCUUGGACACUUCACUCAUGUGAUUCUGGAUGAGGCAGGGCAAGCAAGUGAACCAGAGAGCCUGAUUCCUAUUGGGUUGAUUUCAGAAGCUAAUGGACAGAUAGUUCUUGUUGGAGAUCCAAAGCAGUUAGGGCCAGUAAUAAAAUCUCAAAUUGCACUGACUUUUGGAUUAAAUAUGUCCUUGCUGGAAAGACUGACAUCAAGAGAGAUAUAUCUGAGAGAUGAGGAUGCUUUUAGUGCCUGUGGAGCAUAUAAUCCUUUGUUGAUCACAAAACUUGUAAAGAACUACAGGUCACAUUCUGCAUUGCUUGCCUUGCCAUCGAAAUUGUUUUAUCAUAAGGAGCUAGAAGUUUGUGCGGAUACUUCAGUAGUAACUUCUUUGUUGCAUUGGGGGAAAUUGCCCAGGAAGGGAUUUCCAUUAAUUUUUCAUGGAAUAAGGGGCAGUGAAACACGUGAAGGUCACAGUCCUUCAUGGUUUAAUCCAACUGAAGCAGUUCAAGUAAUGCAGUACUGUUGCCACCUUGCUAAAAAUGAGAACGCUGCAGUGUCAGUGACUGAUAUUGGAGUGAUUACACCAUAUCGUAAACAGGUGGAAAAAAUUAGAUUUCUUCUGAGAAGUAUUGAUUUGGCAGACAUUAAAGUUGGCACAGUAGAAGAGUUUCAAGGGCAGGAGUACAUGGUUAUCAUCUUAUCCACAGUGCGAUCUCAUGAAGGCUUAUUUGGUGAUGACAAAUACUGUUUGGGCUUUCUCUCUAACCCAAAGAGAUUUAAUGUAGCAAUUACUAGAGCAAAAGCUUUGCUGAUUGUCGUGGGAAAUCCUCAUGUUCUUGUGAAAGAUCCCUGUUUUUGUGCACUGUUAGAAUACAGUUUAAUGAAUAGAGUUUAUGUGGGUUGUGACCUGCCUUCGGAGCUGGAAUGCCUGAAGAAGUGUGACUAGUUUUUCAGUGUUCAAGAUGCAUUCGGUCCUCAUCUGUUUUGAAACUAAGAAUACUUCACAGAAAUUCGGUCCUGAGCAAAUCCAGCACCUUUUGUCCUCAGGGAAAGGCACGUGUUCUGAAAUGGUUGGAAGUUUCUCCAAACAAGAUUUUUAAUACUUUUUUUAAGAAUUGAAAAAGUUGAAAUUUAACAGUAUAAAAUAGUAGUGGCAACUUACUUGCUUUUCUGUUUAAAAUGUAUAUGACUUUAUGCCUCUGCAUAGAACAGUAUGCCUGAAUCCUCCAAGCUUCAGAAGAAAAAUAUUGAUGAACUCUUAUGUUAGCUUUUCUUUAUUCUAUAAUUUUUUCAGCUUCUCAAUUUUCUCAGACUUUUGUAGUGCCUCCUAAAACUGGACCAUCCCAGGAACAUAUAUGUGUCUUGUAAUUUUGUUAUGGGAGUGUUACAGUAAUGUAUCCACGAUGUGAAGUGGAAUGAUACAUGAAUAUCUCCACUUUACUGAUAUUGAGUAUCUCAAGCCAAGCAUGCUUAAAAACCCUACUUCCAGUUUUUAAGGCCUUUAUAUAUACAGCUGAGAUCACAUAGGAUUUUCUUAGUUUUCCACUGCAGUCCAGCUAUCUGCUGUAGUGUAUGUCAAAACAAUGCCUCAAA
Molecule: messenger RNA, 4268 nt
Organism: Gymnogyps californianus (California condor)
Lineage: Eukaryota; Metazoa; Chordata; Aves; Accipitriformes; Cathartidae
Gene: MOV10L1
Product: Mov10 like RISC complex RNA helicase 1
Exons: 27
Coding region: 1-3621 (1206 amino acids)
Molecular function (GO): helicase activity
Source: RefSeq, a predicted model, not a curated record